Molecule: messenger RNA, 2298 nt
Organism: Candida tropicalis MYA-3404
Lineage: Eukaryota; Fungi; Ascomycota; Pichiomycetes; Serinales; Debaryomycetaceae
Gene: PMT2
Product: dolichyl-phosphate-mannose-protein mannosyltransferase
Exons: 1
Coding region: 1-2298 (765 amino acids)
Biological process (GO): protein O-linked glycosylation via mannose
Cellular component (GO): endoplasmic reticulum; membrane
Molecular function (GO): dolichyl-phosphate-mannose-protein mannosyltransferase activity
Source: RefSeq, a predicted model, not a curated record
AUGUCUACUUCUGUUGAACCAAAUGAAACAGAAGCCUUGAAGAGAAAAGUUGAAGAAUCUUCUUCUUCAACUACUGCUUCAAUUGAAGAAAAAUAUACUGAUGACAAUGACAAGGACAGUACUAAAAGAACUCAAUAUGAUGAAACUAAAGAAACCAUUGAAUCAUUGAAAAAAGCAGAAUCAAUUGUUGCUCCACUAUUAUUCACUUUAUUAUCAUUUUUUGUUAGAUUUUAUCGUAUUUCAGUAAAUAACAAUGUUGUUUGGGAUGAAGCUCAUUUUGGUAAGUUUGGAUCAUAUUAUUUAAGACAUGAAUUUUAUCAUGAUGUUCAUCCUCCAUUAGGUAAAAUGUUGGUUGGUUUAUCUGGUUAUUUGGCUGGUUAUAAUGGAUCUUGGGAUUUCCCAAGUGGUGAAAAAUAUCCAGAUUAUAUUGAUUAUACUAAAAUGAGAUUAUUUAAUGCUACUUUCUCUGCUUUAUGUGUUCCAUUGGCUUAUUUCACCAUGAAGGAAAUUGGAUUCUCUAUUGCUACUACUUGGUUAUUUACUUUGAUGGUUACUGUUGAAUCUUCUUAUGUUACUUUGGGUAAGUUUAUUUUAUUGGAUUCUAUGUUGUUGUUUUUCACUGUUGCUACCGUGUUUUGUUUCUCCAGAUUUAACAAUUUUAACAAUAAACAACAAGAAUUUUCUAGAAAAUGGUGGAAAUGGCUUUUGUUGACUGGUGUUUCCAUUGGUUGCACUUGUUCUGUUAAAAUGGUUGGUUUAUUUGUUACUACUUUGGUUGGUAUUUACACCGUUGUUGAUCUUUGGAACAAAUUGGCUGAUAAAUCCAUUUCUUGGGGUAAAUAUUUAAACCAUUGGUUUGCCAGAAUUAUUGCUUUGAUUGUUGUUCCAAUUUCUAUCUUUAUGCUUUCUUUUAAGAUCCAUUUUGAUUUGUUGUAUAAAUCAGGUACUGGUGAUGCCAACAUGUCUUCUCUUUUCCAAGCUAAUUUAGUUGGUUCUGGUGUUGGUGGUGGUCCACGUGAAGUUUCCAUGUACCAUUCUUUUGUUACUUUGAAAAAUCAAGGUUUGUCUGGUGGUUUAUUGCAUUCCCAUGUUCAAACUUACCCAGAAGGUUCUAAACAACAACAAGUUACCACCUAUGGUCACAAGGAUUCUAACAACAAUUGGAUUUUCCAAAGACCAAGAGGUCAACCACCAUAUGAUCCAUCAAACAACAAUACUGCCAUUGAAUACAUUAUUGAUGGUAUGCACGUUAGAUUAAUGCACCCACAAUCUGGUAGAAACUUGCACACCCAUGAUGUUCAAGCACCAGUUACCAAAGGUGAACUUGAAGUUGCUUGUUAUGGUAAUUUAACCAUUGGUGAUGCCAAGGAUAACUGGAUUGUUGAAAUUGUUGAUCAAGCCGGUGAUGAAGAUAAAAUGAGAUUGCAUCCAUUGACUACUUCUUUUAGAUUGAAGAAUGAAGUUAUGAAUUGUUAUUUGGGUACUUCUGGUUCUACUUUACCACAAUGGGGUUUCAGACAAGGUGAAGUUGUUUGUUACAAGAAUCCAUUUAAAAAGGAUAAGAGAACUUGGUGGAAUCUUGAAGAUCAUCGUAAUGCUAUAUUACCACCAGCUCCAGAAAGUUUCAAAUUACCAAAGACUAGAUUUAUUCGUGAUUUCAUUCAAUUGAAUUUGGCAAUGAUGGCUACCAACAAUGCUUUACUUCCAGAUAAUGAUAAACAAGAUGAUUUGGCUUCAUCAUUCUGGCAAUGGCCAACUUUGAAUGUUGGUAUUAGAAUGUGUAGAUGGAGCCCAGAUAAACCAAAAUAUUUCAUGAUUGGUUCACCAGCUACUACUUGGACUUCAACUGCUGGUGUUAUUUUGUUUGCAUUUAUUGUUCUUUUCUACUUGAUUAGAUGGCAAAGACAAUAUGUUGAUUUCCCAACUACUCAACCAAAUAAAUUAAGAAAAUUCCUUAUGGGAGGUAUCUAUCCAAUGUUUGGAUGGGGUUUACAUUUCAUGCCAUUUGUUAUCAUGGGAAGAGUUACAUAUGUUCAUCAUUAUGUUCCAGCUCUUUAUUUUGCCAUGAUUGUUUUCUGUUAUGAAGUUGAUGCUUUUACUUCAAGAUUCAAUAGACCAAAUGCUACACAAGCUCAAAAAUUGACUUAUGCUGGUAUUUAUUUCGUCUUGUAUUUCUUUGUUGGUUAUACUUUCUGGUACUUUAGAUACUUAUCUUGGGGUAUGGAAGGUCCAAAAGAAAAUUGGAAACAUUUGAAAUUAUUAGAAUCCUGGAGAGUUUCUGAUGAUAAAUAUACCUAG